Anneissia japonica is the source of this 774-nucleotide messenger RNA. RefSeq names its product deoxynucleoside triphosphate triphosphohydrolase SAMHD1-like. Gene Ontology annotation, molecular function: dGTPase activity. Gene Ontology annotation, cellular component: nucleus. Lineage: Eukaryota; Metazoa; Echinodermata; Crinoidea; Comatulida; Comatulidae. Gene Ontology annotation, biological process: dGTP catabolic process; regulation of innate immune response; defense response to virus. The record is from RefSeq and is a predicted model, not a curated record. The transcript is spliced from 6 exons. The coding region runs from base 28 to 774 and encodes 248 amino acids.
AACGAUCCUAUACAUGGACAUAUCGAGAUGCAUCCAUUGUGUUGUUCUAUUAUGAACACGUUUCAGUUCCAGCGCUUACGACUGAUCAAACAGCUUGAUUUCUGCUACUUCGUUUAUCCAGGAGCUUCCCACAACCGUUUUGAACAUUCUAUUGGAGUAUCGCAUCUUGCUGGUAAGUUAGCAAGAGUACUGCAUCGGAACCAGCCAGAUUUGAACAUAACUUACCAAGACGUACUGUGUGUUGAGAUUGCAGGACUGUGUCAUGACCUAGGUCACGGUCCGUUUUCUCAUUUGUUUGAUGGAAAAUUCAUACCGAAGAUUGCGCCAAAAAAAAGGUGGUCACAUGAAGUUGCUUCUGUACAGAUGUUUGAUCACCUAAUCGAAAAAAACAAGUUGCGUAAGGAAUUUACUAGAUAUCGUUUGGAUGACACUGAUAUUACAUUCAUCAAGGAGCUAAUCUAUCCGCAAGGAAAGUAUGAGGGCCGGCCGGAAAAUAAGCGUUUUCUGUAUGAGAUCGUCGCCAACAAACGCAAUGGUAUUGACGUAGACAAAUGGGACUAUUUUGCGCGUGAUUGUCGCAUGCUUGGAAUUUCAAACGGCUUUGAUCAUAAUCGCUUCAUGAAGUUUGUAAGAGUAAUAGAGGUAGAUGGAGAGUAUCAGCUAUGCAUAAGGAAUAAGAUGGCUCGAGAUGUGUCUGAGAUGUUCCACACAAGAGAUAUUAUUUUCUGGAGGGCCUGCCAACACAAGGUUAAGAACAUCAUUGCAUCAAUGUAA